Messenger RNA from Saccharomyces kudriavzevii IFO 1802, 894 nucleotides. RefSeq names its product Pet54p (gene PET54). Gene Ontology annotation, molecular function: nucleic acid binding. The record is from RefSeq and is a predicted model, not a curated record. The transcript has a single exon. NCBI's taxonomy places the organism in Eukaryota, Fungi, Ascomycota, Saccharomycetes, Saccharomycetales, Saccharomycetaceae. The coding region runs from base 1 to 894 and encodes 297 amino acids.
AUGAAGACCUCUACCAAGGCCAUCAAACGAGUUCUGGAUCAUCUGCAAUCCACCGGGAGGGUGCUUGGCACCGUAGAGCCGAGAAAUUCUGCCACACUAACUGAAGAAGCAACGUUUAAUGGUGGUCAACAGCAAUUGCAGGGCGGGAAAUCCAUUGUGCUACAAUAUAGAAGUUACAAUCCAUAUUUGGUGAAGGAGGAUUUUAUAUCGAUUCUGCCAGAAAACCUAUACAAAAAUAGGGGCCAAUUUACCAAUGAGCUUGACUUCCAGCUGAUUAAAGUAAGGGACCCUAAAUAUUUCAAAUUCAAGGAUCAGUAUAACUUGUUGUUUAAUGAUCAUAACUCACUGACUGAGUACGCAAACCUAACGAAACUCUCACGAAUAAACAAAGUCAGGGUGAAAAUGACGCCAUUGGUGCAGCCCUUGGCCACCAUGAUGAGGAAAUUUCAAAGAUACUCCAAAAAUCUAUACAACGCAUUUCAAUCAUCUGAGCGAUAUUUUGAAGGGUUAAACGAAAGAACUGAUAUUACCAACGAAACAAAUGUAAGUCAAUUAUUGAAUAUCCAUGAAUCUAUUCGAGAACUUGAAAGUAAAUCCGUGGUAGUUUGGAAUUUACCUACCCAGUUGCGAUCGUACGAUGUACUAAAUUACUUUUGGUUUUACAAUAUAAGAUCAAGCUUUAAAAUAUACUGGGAUGAUGAGAUGAAGAGAAAUCUACGAUUUAUAUCUUUUGAAAAUUCUGACGAUGCGUAUCGAUUCAAAAGGAACUAUCAUGGUUUGUUAGCAAAAGAGUUACUGAAUCUGCCGAAAAGUGAGGGGGCAAUUGACGACGCGACCGAGACGGGCUCCGACAUGGACACUUCGAAAGUGUUAGUCGAUUACUUGAGCGAAUGA